Carassius gibelio (silver crucian carp) is the source of this 1722-nucleotide messenger RNA. RefSeq names its product SLAM family member 5-like. The record is from RefSeq and is a predicted model, not a curated record. Bases 172 to 999 code for a protein of 275 amino acids. The transcript has 4 exons. Lineage: Eukaryota; Metazoa; Chordata; Actinopteri; Cypriniformes; Cyprinidae.
AGGGAGGUGCUAAUAGAGGAGUUUCACUAAACUCUUACAGAGCAGCAGCACACUCCUCUUCAGCUCUUCUGUCGCUAAAACAUUGUCUACUUCUGUUGUGUUAGUUUUACAUGAGACCUUUUAAUCGUUAAAGACUGAUAUUAGAAACGGUUCUGUCAAAUCCUAAAGGAAAUGAUUGACACAUUUCUGUUCUUCUGUUUGUGCUCAUGGAGUCUGGCUGGAGUGUUUGGUGUUGAUGCAGUGCAGUCAGUGUCAGUGACGGAGGGAGAUUCUGUCUCUCUAAAUGUGACUGAUAUACAGACGAAUGAUGAGAUCGAGUGGAGGUUUGGAGGAAUCCUCAUUGCUGAUAUCAACAUAAAGAACAAUAAGAGCACAUUUUAUAAUGAUAGUGCUGAUGAGAGAUUGAGAGACAGACUGAAGCUGGAUCAGACUGGAUCUCUGAUCAUCACAGACACCAGCACCACAGACUCUGGACGUUAUACAGUCACCAGCAGCAGAAGAAAUACUCUGCUCAACACAUUCAGUCUUUCUGUCUUUGCUCAUCUGCCUGUUCCUGUCAUCACCAGAGACUCUUCACAAUGUUCUUCCUCCUCAUCAUCAUCAUCAUCAUCACAGCAGAAUUGUUCACUGUUGUGUUCAGUGGUGAAUGUGGGUCACGUGACUCUCUCCUGGUACAAAGGAAACAGUUUAUUGUCCAGCAUCAGUGUGUCUGAUCUCAGCAUCAGUUUCUCUCUACAUCUGGAGGUGGAAUAUCAGGAGAAAAACAGCUACAGCUGUGUGAUCAACAAUCCCAUCAGAAACCAGACCACACAUCUGGACAUCAGUGAACACUGUCAGCCAUGUCCAGCCUGUCACUGCUAUGGUUCUACUGAAGCUGUGAUCCGAUUGGCUCUCUCUGUUCUGGUGGGCGUGGCCAGUGUUGCUGUGCUGGUUUAUGAAUGCAGAUCCAGUCUUCAGCAGAAGAAGAGAGAAAAAACAUCAGCAUCAAACACAGAUUAAUUAAAUAUAGAUUUUAUUGAAUGACUGGGAUCAAUAAUCACGAAAAUUUAUUUGAGUAAUAAAGAGACAUUUUUUUCAAAUGUUAACUUUACUGUAGAAAGAUAGUUAAUGUACACAUUAGUGGUGUUUAUAUUACAUUUCACAAUCUUUGCAUUUACAUUUACUAAUUUCACAGACGCUUUUAUCCAAAGUGACUUACAAUUGAGGACAACAGAAGCAAUCAAAACCAAAAAAAGAGCAAUAAUAAGUUCUGUGAUAAGUCUCCUUUAGUCUAAUGCAGUAUUAGUAGCAAGGUUUUUAAAAAGAAUAAAAGAAAGCAAAUCAAGAGAAUAGAAAAAGAAUACUCAAGUGUUAGUGGGUCUUUUUAUAAUAAAUAAAAAUAAAAUAAGUAGGUAGGUAGAAUAGAAAUAGAAAUAGAAUGGAGAGUGUAUUAGAAGGUCAAGAAGAGAUGUUUUUGCCGUUUCUUGAAGAUAGCUCAGAUUGAGAUGGUCAUGAGUUAUAGUUCUAGUAAAAGAUUGUGAAAGUGAUUUUGUGCCUCUUUGUGAUGACACUUCAGUGCACUGUUCACUUGUGGAAUGCAAGCUUCUAGAGAGGACACAUAAGUCAAUAUAAAUAUAAAUAUAAAUUAUUUAAUGUUUCUGAAUGAGUGAAUAAUCCUAUUUCAGCUGACACCAUCAAAUUUGAACAUAAGCACUGAAACAGCUAACAAUAAAUAAAUAAAUU